Molecule: messenger RNA, 360 nt
Organism: Rhinolophus ferrumequinum (greater horseshoe bat)
Lineage: Eukaryota; Metazoa; Chordata; Mammalia; Chiroptera; Rhinolophidae
Gene: SSNA1
Product: SS nuclear autoantigen 1
Exons: 3
Coding region: 1-360 (119 amino acids)
Cellular component (GO): centrosome; ciliary basal body
Source: RefSeq, a predicted model, not a curated record
AUGACCCAGCAGGGCGCGGCGAUGCAGAACUACAACAACGAGCUGGUCAAGUGCAUCGAGGAGCUGUGCCAGAAGCGGGAGGAGUUGUGCCGGCAGAUCCAGCAGGAAGAAGAUGAGAAGCAGCGGCUGCAGAAUGAGGUGAGGCAGCUGACUGAGAAACUGGCCCGCGUCAAUGAGAACCUGGCACGCAAGAUCGCCUCUCGAAAUGAAUUUGAUCAGACCAUCGCAGAGACCGAGGCAGCCUAUCUCAAGAUCUUGGAGAGCUCACAGACUCUACUUAGUGUUCUGAAGAAGGAAGCUGGGAACUUGAGCAAGGCCACAGCCUCAGAGCAGAAGAGCAGUGGAGGAAAGGACAGCUGA